GUCGCCACGAGAAUACGAUAACGACAAGGUUAUGUGCCAUGUGCGAGCGGCCGGAUGACAGUAAUGGCAUCUCGCGUGCAGGAGGGAGAAGGAAGGAGGCGGUCUUUGGCAGGAAGAAGAAUCGCGGUGGCGGGGUGUUACGGCUGCAAGCGUUGACGGUAAUGUGAGCAGUGUGAGCACGCGAUUUUGGGAAAUUAAUGUCGCGCGUCACUGCGGAAGGAGAAGAGAGAGGCCGCCGUGGAGCCGAGCGAGAACGCCAGAGAGAAGGUGAAAGUGAGCUCGCAUCGGUAGCAGCGACGCGGCGGAGGCGGCGGCGGCGGUGGUGGUGGUGGCGGCGAACGGUGUGCAUAACCUAAAAAUAAAGCGCUCCGUUCGUGUCCGUGGGCGAUCGAGCGCGCUCGGUAACGUAACCUAUAUCGCCGUUCUGUCGCGCGUUCCGUCGUGGCCUGGUCUCGCGGUGCCGCGCGUGCUGGUCGUGCUAGUGCUCGUCAUACUCGCGCGCUCACCCCGACAGGCUCGGUGUCGUGUUCUCUCCGUCGGCGGCGCGUACGCGUCGACAUGACCGCGCCGCGGACGUGCUCGUCGUGCGACAAAUGACUUCGCGAAAAGGCCGGCAGCACGAGCAGCAACGGGAGAUCAUGGAGACGUCGAGCAGUGAGACGGGAGCGGAGCAGCAGCCCAUUCCCGACAGCACGGUGCCGCGGAAGUCGUGGUCGGAGCUCAGGGCGGUCGUCGGCGAUCUCAGGAGAAAGUUGUCCGGCGUGUCUGCCGGGUCGGUGCCCAGUUCCAUAACUUUCCGAUCUCUUCCGGAUGGACGGACUAGAAUCUAUUUCCUCAGCACUCCGAGCAACGGAUGGGAGACCACGCUCCUAUACGUGGACAUUGCACACGCGGAUCACGCUAAUGGUUACCGACUCCAUUGGCAGCCUGUCAUAGAAGCCAACUUUCAAAGUGUAUCGAGCACGAACAGACUGUCAAAAGAGGAGCAAUUGUUGUGGGAGAGAAAACGGCUGGCCACAUGGGGCAUAACCAGCUACGAGAUCCAUGCGGACAGUGGAAAGCUGGUUUUUCCAGCUGCUAGCAGUCUCUAUCAAUGCGUGGAUACUGGAUUCAUGCCUGGGCCGCUUUUCCCAUCUGAGAUUAGGAUGUCGACCAGUGGUGCAAAACUGUGUCCUCAAAUCUGCCCAUGGAAUAACGCCCUGAUUGCUCACACGUGUUCGGGCGAUCUUUACCUGUCUCAUAGUAUCACAGGCUCCUCCGUUCGACUGACUCACGCUAAAAAAGGAGGCAGAAGCCUGGUGGACGACCCGCUCACCGCUGGCACUCCCUCCUACGUCAUGCAGGAAGAGUUCACGAGAUACAUCGGCUACUGGUGGCAGCCGAAAUCGAUGUACGACGGUGUCUAUAGAAUAGUCUACGAGGAGGUCGACGAGAGCGACGUCAAGAUAUACUGCUUCCCCUCGUCAUCGAACUCGGACGAGGUGGACGAGUUCAGAUUUCCCCGGGCUGGCAUGCCGAACGCCAGAAGUAACUUGAAGAUGGUCCAGUUCCGGCUGACGGAAUCGUUGCAGAUCGUCGACAUUAAGAUACUGGAGCUCCAGUAUCCCUUGCACAUCAUGUUUCCAUGGAUGGAGUACAUGGUGAGAGUCGGUUGGACUCCGGACGCGCAAUACGUCUGGGUUCAGCUGCUGGACAGGAAGCAGCAGAAGCUCGAACUGGUGCUGCUGUCGAUAGACAACUUCUGCGAACCACCGCCCAACACGUACAACACGGAAAACCACUUCACGCCCACGUCGGCGAGCGUCCAGGUGAUAUACUCCGAACAGAGCCCGAUUUGGAUCAAUGUGAACGACCUACUGUACUUCCUCAAGUCCGACGACGCGAACGAGGUGAAAUUUAUCUGGGGCAGCGAGGAGUCCGAGUUUCGACAUCUCUAUCUCAUCACGUCUAGCAUAGCAGGCCUGAGCAAUGGGGUAGAAGAGCCGUUAGACAGGAUGGACAGCGUAUUUCUCCGACCGCGUAUCACGUCCAAGGUGGCUCUGACGCAGGGCGAUUGGGAGGUCCUGGGAAAGAGGAUAUGGGUCGACGAGGUCAACUCGAUCGUGUACUUCUGCGCAUUGCGGGAGGGCCCAUUGGAGCAGCACGUUUAUGCGGUUUCCCUGCGGCGACCGCUAGAGAUACGGCUGCUGACUCGGCCUGGCUACAGCUACAACAGUAUAUACUUCAACAAGGAGUGUUCGAUGCUGGUCACUGUUUAUAGUUCCAUUACAACGCUGCCUACUUGUCAAGUAUUUAAGGUAUCGCAAACCGACUGGACGGUGGAGAGCAUAUCGCUCACGCCCGUAGGCUACCUGCUGGAGCCGUCGACGCCCGAGUCCGAGUUGUUCGCGCCAGAGAUCUUCACGCACAAGAUCAAGUCGGGCGAUACCAUCUACUCAAUGAUAUUCAAGCCUCACAAUUUCCAAUCCGGGAUCAAGUAUCCGACAAUAUUGAAUGUCUACGGGGGACCCGAGGUGCAACUCGUAUCGAACACGUUCAAGGGUCUAAGGCACUUGCGAAUGCACAUGCUAGCUGCUCAGGGUUACUGCGUGGUUUUGAUCGACUCCCGCGGCUCGCAGCAUAGAGGCCUGAUGUUCGAGAGUUACCUGCGCCGCCGAAUGGGCACGGUGGAGCUGAACGAUCAGGUCGAGGUACUCAAGUGGCUCGCGGACACCACCGGAUACAUCGACUUGAAUCGAGUGGCUCUUCACGGAUGGUCCUACGGUGGAUACCUGAGUUUGAUGGGCCUGAUACAGUAUCCCGACGUGUUUAAGCUGGCCAUCGCUGGUGCGCCGGUCGCUUCGUGGAACUUAUACGAUACCGGUUACACCGAGCGUUACAUGGACCUGCCGCAGAAUAACCCGCACGGUUACACGGCCGGCUCGAUCCUGACGUACGUGAACAAGUUCCCCGACGAGGAGAAUCGGCUGUUGAUCAUACACGGGCUCAUAGACGAGAAUGUACAUUUCCAUCACACGAGCCAACUGAUUAACGCCCUUGUGAAGAUCGGCAAGCCGUAUCAGUUGCAGGUCUACCCCAGCGAGAGGCAUAGUCUGAGAAGCCUAGACGCCAGCAAGCAUUACGAAACGACCCUGUUGUCCUUCCUACAGAAUCACCUGUGAAGCGACAUCCCUUCCUCAUACUUUUAACUUUCUUUUCUCUUUUUUUUUACAUUGUUAGAUAGCUACACCGUAUUACAUUGUUGGACUAUCGAGAUGACGGCCGUUAAACGGCCGGGAGAAUAAGAUUUCACGAGUUUAAGUAACUGCCAUUAGUUUACGUACACAUACCGAGAACUUAAGGAUGGCAAACCACGAAAUCUGUGCUGGGUGAUCUUUAUUUCCGCGCAAAAAAAGGGUCAAGUUGUACUUUCAUACACGGUUGGACAUUGCGUAUUAAUCUCUGUACAAAAACGUGCCUCCGUCAAGGGCUAUGAUAGUAUUAUGUUUCUAAUGCGAACCAUCCGCAGUGAGCAUGAUAUGAAUUUCCGCGAGUGUAUGAUUGUAUGCGCGCUAAUUGAUAAUACAUCGGAAUACUUCUAGCCAGAAAUUUUACAUAACUUGCGUAUUCUGCUGGAUAUGAAUAAUUCUCAUCAAUAGCAUUUGUAAAGUUAUACCAUGCGAAAUAUGUGAUCUAGGCGCAGUCACAAUAAUCCUUUUAAUAAUGAUGCUAUUGUUGAGGCUUAACACGGCCGUGAUAAUAUUUGUUAAUUGUGGUUACUUUUUAAGAGAACGGACAAUACUCAAUUUAUUGACAAUAGUUAAUUAGAGAGAGAGGGAACGUGAGAUCAUUUAAGGUGGCCAUUCAUUUUCUGUUUCUCACGGUCGUUUCGCAAUAUAUGUUGAACCCUAGACUUAACAUCCCAACUGUGAGUAUGUAUAUAUGCUGUAUGUAAUCGCAAAGUAACGUGCCUCUUUCAUCUUUCUAUGAAUCGAUAAAGAUUCACGUUUCGGCGAGAAAAACACUACUUGCGUUCUUCAAUGUUGUGAAAUAAUCGUAUAUCCGAUGGAUAAUUAUUUGUCAAUAAAUAAAUUCAUUAUUUUA
Molecule: messenger RNA, 4083 nt
Organism: Ooceraea biroi (clonal raider ant)
Lineage: Eukaryota; Metazoa; Arthropoda; Insecta; Hymenoptera; Formicidae
Product: dipeptidyl peptidase 9
Biological process (GO): proteolysis
Molecular function (GO): dipeptidyl-peptidase activity; serine-type peptidase activity
Source: RefSeq, a predicted model, not a curated record